Sinocyclocheilus grahami is the source of this 478-nucleotide messenger RNA. RefSeq names its product ATP-dependent DNA helicase Q4-like. The transcript is spliced from 2 exons. The record is from RefSeq and is a predicted model, not a curated record. Lineage: Eukaryota; Metazoa; Chordata; Actinopteri; Cypriniformes; Cyprinidae. The annotation marks the transcript as partial.
GGUGCAGACCUGCAUGAGCUGCGCAGGCACAUCUACGCAGACACAGUGGAUUUUUAUACAGUGAAGAAACUGGUGCAGAAGGUUUUUCCUCCGUGUAAAUGCAGACAGAUUCAGCAGAAGCAGCAGGAUUUUGCACAGGCUGCAGAAGUAUCCGACAGUGAGUUACUGGAGAUGGAGGUUUGUGAAGACACUGAUCCACACCAGCAGCAGCUGUCCGAGACAGUGACUCCCACAGACCAACAACCACCGCACACACACACUCCACAUGAGCACAACAAACCAACUCCGACGACAGAGGAGAGCGACGGCGGUGUGAAACUGAGUGACGUGCGAGUACAGCGUGCGUGUCACACACAUGAGAGAGCCAUUCCCAUGCAGGAGACCGUGGAGACCCUCGACAUCACAGAAGAGAGUGAGACUUGGAUAAACAUGAGAGAAAGUGCUGUAAUACAGAAGUUCUGAGAGUAAAGGGAUAGAU